AUGAGCUUGAGACGCGUUCCGGGCGUGUAUGCAAUACGAGCGCUACAGUGGCGAAUCACCGGUCGUUCGGAAGGCGAAGCAGUGGAGGAGUACGAUACCGUGAAGGCCCUCAGCCUCGCGCGCUCAGCCGCUAUGUUCGGCAGUGGGACUACGGUCUGGGACGUCUACAAUGUCAAUGAUACCACAAAGAGUCAGCCGUACGUGCUGAAACGGUUGUGGCGCGAUGAAUCACCCAGCCUAGAAAACGACAUGAUUCCGGAUGGCCUCGAGGAUUCUCCUGUUGUUCGGAUUGUGUGGUCCAGGGAUGCUUACCUAGCCGACGAGACUCGCGAAGAUGUUCUCGUGGUGAUCUGA
This is a messenger RNA of Punctularia strigosozonata HHB-11173 SS5, 354 nucleotides long. RefSeq lists its product as uncharacterized. The transcript has 2 exons. The coding region runs from base 1 to 354 and encodes 117 amino acids. NCBI's taxonomy places the organism in Eukaryota, Fungi, Basidiomycota, Agaricomycetes, Corticiales, Punctulariaceae. The record is from RefSeq and is a predicted model, not a curated record.